This is a messenger RNA of Ruditapes philippinarum (Manila clam), 927 nucleotides long. RefSeq lists its product as uncharacterized. Gene Ontology annotation, molecular function: protein binding. The transcript has 6 exons. The record is from RefSeq and is a predicted model, not a curated record. Bases 1 to 855 code for a protein of 284 amino acids. NCBI's taxonomy places the organism in Eukaryota, Metazoa, Mollusca, Bivalvia, Venerida, Veneridae.
AUGUUUGCCUUCACAAACUCUAAAUACAGGCAUUCACCCAUGCCUCAGACAAAGAAGAAGUCUGGUAAUUUGAUGUAUUUACUACCAGAUUCAGACAGUGUAUCACUGAUAUUGCUGGGUAUAAAAUCAGAUUGUACAUGUAUAUAUCAUUAUACAUUCAUCAAAGAGAAAUGGCAGCAGAUGACAUUAGAUCAAGUGUAUUCUAAAAGCAUUCAAGUUUGUCCGCUGUCUAGCCGUCUCAUUGUGGUCAGUUACUAUACAGAUGAGAAAUCAUAUCUGUGCAAAUACACUCAGGACAUCAAUAGUGACCAGUGGUCAAAUGUCCAGUUAGAUAGUACUGAGAAACAAAUAACACACCUGAUACCUGUGAGAGGUAUCCCUGAAGCUGUACUCACUUUGACAAAAUCUAUGGAAAUACAAAUAUGGAAUCAUGAGCAUGGUUAUCUGCUAACAUCUGUAGAUAUAUCUGAUGUUUGUCCAGCAGAUCCUAUCUGCUCAAUCAGUUUUGCUGAACAGGGUUUUCUGUUUGUGCCGCUACUGAGUAAGAAGAAAGGUGGCGAGGCUGGAACAAUAGUUGUGAUCAAUCCAAGUAUGAAUACAUCAGAGACCUUAUCAUCAAUUACCCUAAAUGACAGUUGGACAGGAUGUAGUGGUACCUGUAUUAUGUCAGCUGGUUUACUGCUGUGUAGACAAAAUAAUGGCUGUAUCCGAAUGUGGAAUGUUUACACUGGUGGUCUCCUAGCAACGGUUGAUGAUGUCACAGUCACAUGCUUUUCAGCAACCAAUCAGCUUUUAGUAGCAGCUCAUAAACAUUGUGUUCAUAUAUAUAAACUGGAUUUACCAAGUCUUUCAUAAAUAAUACUAUUUGAAUGAUUUAAUCUUGGAUGUUUUGGUUUUUUUGUUGGGGGGGGGGGGGGGCUGUUACUU